AUGGCCGAGGAGGUAAUCAAACAGGCUAUCACUUCAACAACUCCUGCAUCGGCUGAGUCGAAGAAAGAAGAUUUCCCGGUAAAUACCACUGAAAAUACAGAUGGCAACAGUUUGCCAGCCUUUCUGAGGAGGAAAGAGAAGCCAAUCCCACAUUACCAGAGAGCAUCCACUGGCUCAUGCCAUGACAACUGCAAACUUGGUAUUCAUCAUUCUUCCGAGUCUAAGAAAUACUCGCCUGUUCGUGGCUGGCGUCAGGACCGCACGAACGCCAGGAAUGGAACACAGGACCUGGCUGUAGUCAUCCCACAAGGAGACAAAGCAAGAAAGAAGAGUCAGACGCUGAAGAUUUCUCAUGUAAAAGAUGGCGCUGCUCCUGCUAAGCCUGAAUUUACCAAGCAGAAGCCAUCACUGAAAGGAGUACCUGGUCGUCUUGAAAGGUCUCCAUGUGCAGAGUUGUUAUCAGAUGAAGUAUCUGGAACUGUUGUGGCUGGAAACCAGCCAGAUUGUGCGAAGUGCCUCAUCAUCUCACUUGAUGACUUGUCGAGCUGUGGAGAUGGACAAUUGUCAGAAGGAGCUGUAAGCAUUGAGCUGGAUAUGCCGUUGGCCAUCCAGGACAGGGAUGAGUCUGACGAUCAUAGUACGAAUCAUCCCGCAAAUGACUCUGUAAGUUCAGUGAACAUGACUAAGCAGACUGUGAUGGCAACAGAGAAGCACAAACAAGAUAAGGACGUGACUAAACCACAGAGCUUUUCCCAGGAGUCUGUGAAACCAAACAGGAAAGCAAGGUCGACUAUAACCAGAAACACCAUGCCAAAGCAGAAGAGCGAAAUAACAUCGCAUGAGAAGGCUGCAGGUACAUCAGCUGGAAGCGCCGAUGGGCCAAGGACAACGGCCAAAAAGGCAGAUCCUAGCGUUCCUAACAAGUUCAACAAGGAGAGGAAACUUAACUCCAUUGUCACAUCAACUCUUCCAAGAGUGAAGAAAAUCAAAGCGCCAUCACCAGCUAGCGUGAUGGAUUCGUGUGCCAAACCUGCUACAAAUGAACAUGCUCCAUCUCCAUCACCUCCUUCAGGGAAGGAGACUGAAAGAAAGAUUACACUUAAUAAUGUUGCCAAGAAUGCUCAACUUUGGCAAAACAAGGGAGAAGAAAAGGUUACAUUGAGUCCACUGAAGCUGUCUCGUUCUACGGUGAGAGCAGUCAGGAAAGAAACUUCUGCUUCCCCAGUGAAGAGUAAGAAGUUUUAUGGGAUAGAAAGUUUUUCUGGGUGCAAGGAUAAAAUAACGAAGACAGCUUCGCCAAAAACACGAAAACCAGACGUUAACAACAAAGAGAGACAAUCUCGCAAAGAAAAUGGGGCUAUUGCAAGAACUGAAAUUGCAGGAAGACCAAAGAUAACAUCCACGCCCUCAGGCGUCAUCAUGAAGUCGCCUCGCAUGCUGAGGUUUCGCCGUGGCAAGGUGCUGAACCUUGGCAGCAACUCUGACAACAGCACUCCCAGACGAGUACAGUUCAGGCCUGCAGAUGCUACAGAUGACGGCAACGGAAGCAAGUAUCCUGCCAGACGCAGAAUCACCAAGAACAAUGAAGCUAAAGCCUCUGCUGCAUCAAAAGAUUCAGGUGCUUCAAGAGCUGAAGUUGUUGUCCUGAGGCAUCAGGGUGCCAAUGACAAAAAGAAGAGCGAGCCGCGAUUAUUCAACAAUGUGAUCAAGGAGACCGCGAGCAGGCUCGUCGAGGCGAGGAGGAGCAAAGUGAAGGCCCUCGUUGGCGCUUUCGAGACAGUGAUCUCGCUUCAAGGUAUAAAGCAAGGCAGACCCAGGACGCCCAUAUUCUCCUGA
Triticum turgidum subsp. durum (durum wheat) is the source of this 1836-nucleotide messenger RNA. NCBI's taxonomy places the organism in Eukaryota, Viridiplantae, Streptophyta, Magnoliopsida, Poales, Poaceae. The record is from the annotation of a GenBank genome assembly.